Messenger RNA from Plasmodium yoelii, 3399 nucleotides. RefSeq names its product Cg7 protein, putative. The transcript has 2 exons. Bases 1 to 3399 code for a protein of 1132 amino acids. The record is from RefSeq and is a predicted model, not a curated record. NCBI's taxonomy places the organism in Eukaryota, Apicomplexa, Aconoidasida, Haemosporida, Plasmodiidae.
AUGGAUGGUGAAGAAAUUGUGUGUGUUCAUAUGAACUUGAAAUUUUUAAUUUUUAAGAAUAUAGAAAAAAAUGAAGAUAAUUAUUUGUGUAAUGAUUUUAUAAUAGAUUUAGCUGAUGUUGAAGAUAUUGAAUCUAGUAAUAUUUCGAAAGGAUAUUUUAUAAAAAAGUUUCAUGAAUUUUUAAAAAAAAAAAAAAAAAAUGAAUAUGAAUGUGUUAUAAAUGGAACAAUAACAGAAGUUGCAAAUUUUUUUUUUCAGAAUAUCGAAUUAUUUAUUAAAAUAAAAAAAAUACAAUAUGAAGUAGAGAAUAAAAUUGGCGACCUUAAUAAAUAUGACAAAAACAGACAAAUCGGAGAUACGGAUUAUACAUUUCCUAAUAAAGAUUUUGGGAUAAAUAAAAAUAUAAUAAAUUUAAUAAAAAGUAUAGAUGUACAAAAUGAUUUAAAUUUUGAAAAUAAUGAUAAUAUAUAUUUUAAAUGUUUAUUUAAAGAUUUAAUAAAUAAUUUUGAAUUUAUUGAAAAUAAGCAAUAUGAAAAUAUAAGUAAUUUUUAUAUAUCUAACAAUUUAAUUUUUUCCAUAAAUUUAAAAUUUGAAGAAUAUUCUAUAUAUAAAAAUUAUAUACAAUCUGAAAAUAUAAUAAAUUUGGCAGAUAAUUCAUAUUUGGCUAGAUAUCCAAAUUAUGAAAAUGGAAAAAAUAUUCGUAAUAUGAACAAUAAUAAUAUGUAUACAGAAAAGACAGAAAAUAAAAUUAACCAUAUAUUAAAUAUAUUUAAUUUUAAAAACAUAUUUUUUUUAUACAUUAAUUUUGAUCAAUAUAAAAAAGAAUUUUUUAUAGAUAACGAUGUAGAAGUUAGUGUAGGAAAUAUUGUCCAUACCAUAACCCCGAAUUCAUGUAUAGAUGAUAAUAAAAAUGAUAACAUAAAUAAUAAAAUAGAUGAUGAGACAGAUAAUAUUUAUAUAAAAAAUAAUAAUGAAGAACUUAAUGAUAAUAUAUAUAAUAAGAAUAAUAUUGGAUGUCAUUUUUCAUUAAUUUUUGUUGAUAAAAUAAAAGAAAUAAAUGAUUAUUUUUUAAUUAAUGAUAUAUAUAUUUAUGUUAAUAAAAUACAAUUGGAAGUAGAUAAAAGACCAUUACUUUUUCAAAAAAAUAUUAAUAUUAACAAAAAUGAUGAUAAUGAAAAUUAUAUAAAUAAAAAAAAAGACACAUGGGAAAUUUAUUCCGAUUUUAGACAAAUUUCUUAUGAUCUAGUUACUUCUUCUAAUUCUAUACCUAAUUUAAAAUUCAAAGCUACAAUUAUUUAUUUCCCUUUAAACUCAAAUUAUAACAAUAUUAGAUCUGACAUUGAAGAUAACUAUAAUUUUACAAACAUACAACAAAUAAUGACUACCCAAAAUGACCAAAUUACCGUAUCACAUCAUAGAAUACAUAAAAAUGAUGAAGACAAUAAUAAAAAUUACUCUUUUGGUAAAGGUCAUAAAAAUGUGUGUGAAUAUUUUGGUAUAAAUAAUCGAACAAAUAAUAUAACAGGAAAUUGGGAAUUGCCUAUAAUCCCUGAAAAAAAUGAUAAUAUAAUUGUAUGUAAUAUUUUUUUAUCGGCUAUAAAUUGUCACAUUCUUGAACUUAGUAAUAUAUAUGCAGAAAAAAACAAAAAUAAACAAAAUAAUUUUUUUAUAAAAAUGGAAUCUAAUAUAAUGGGGAAUAGUUUUGUAUCCCCUUUAUAUAUUUUCGAGGAAAACAAAAAGAUUGAAUUAAAAAAUUGCCAUCUGGAUUGUGAGGUCGAAUUGAAAGAGAGUGAGCUAUUGUCAUAUUUUGAAAAUAAAAAAAUAUUAUUCGAAUUAUCGAUCAAAGAACAAGAUAAUAAUAUUAACAUAGGGAAAGGUGAAAUUAAUGUAAAAAAUAUACUUAACAAAUUAAUAGAAACAUUAGAAUCUGAAAAGAGUAAAGGUUAUUAUAAACAUAAAUUGAGCAUAUCUCUAUAUUUGAAUGUAUUUAAAGAAAAAUAUUUAACAUCUGAAAUAGAUGCCGAAAUAUAUUUUAGUAUAAAUGAUAAAAAAGACAAAAUGUUAGAGAAAAAAACAAAUUUGGUAGAAAGCAAAUUAUGUACAUAUGGAAAUCCAAUUCAUAAUCCUGUAAUUAACGAAUGGAAUGCUGAAACGGGUAACAUACCAUCUAACAUAUAUGAAUUUAAAUUAUGGAAAGAAAACGAAGAAAAAUUAAUGAAAGAAAUACUUAAAAAAAAAGAAGAAAAUUUAAUAAAAAAAUUAACAAAAAAAUAUGAACAAAUGGAAAAAGAACGAAAAAAUGAACUAGAAAUAAAAAAAAAUAAAGUUAAAGAAAUUAUAAUAAAAAUGAAAGAAGACGAAAUAAAUAUAUUAAAUAGUAGAAAUGAAUUAAAAUUAAAAGAUCAAGAAUUAAAUAGUGAAAUAUCAAAUAUAGAAAAUAAACUAAAACAAAUAAAAGUUGCUUAUGAAAAAUCUUUAAGUAAUUUUAAAAAAAGCAUAAGACAUAAUAACUUAAAUGAUAGCAUAUUAGAAGAAAAUAGUGUGUUAAAAACGAAUUAUAAAAAAUUAAAAAAUGAUAUAAAAAAUUUGAAAAAAGAAAAUGAAAAAAUGAAAGAAAUGUUAAGCAAAUAUGAUAAUAAUAAAGAUAAUACAAUUGUAAGUAAUAAACAUUUUCACGAAUUAAAAGGGGGAAAAAAUAACGACGAAAUAAAUGAUGUGAAAAAUUUUAAUACUAGCCAAAUUGAAAAUUAUAUUAAAAAUAUAAAAAAAAAUAGAAAACUUAUGUUAAAGCUGUUAACAAAUUUUGUACUAAAUUUUGAAUAUAUAUAUGACCAAACAUAUAAUGAAAAACUUGAAGAUAAUUUCCGUUCCCUCUUAAAAAUUAUUAAUCAAAUUAAAACUAUUAUAAAUAAAGAAAUAAAAAAUGAUCAGCCUUUAUUUAGUGAUUUUGAAAAUACAAUUGAAAACGAAAGCGAUUUUUAUUUGAAAAAAAAUGAAGAACAAGAUAAAACCCAAAAGGGCGAAAAUGAAAACUACGAAAAUGAUAAAAACAAAUUUGUAAAAGAUAAGGGUGCAAUAAAUAAAUAUUAUAAUAAGACAAAUUAUUUUACAGAAUUAAAAAAAAAAGAAAUAUUUUAUAAUUCAAAUGAUGAAGAAAAUCAAAAUAAUAACUACAAAUUUACUAAACUUAUUCCAAAAGAAGAAAAAAAAAAUACCAAUGAAAUAAAACCAAAUAUUGUGGAAGAUUCUAAUAAAAUUGUAAAUGUUAACAAAACAAAAAUUGCUGAAAAUUUGAAAAGUGAAAUAAACAGAUUAAUACAAAAUGGUAUAUAUAAUGAAAAUGAUCAAAUAAUUAUUAAUAUGAAAAAAAAAUUAAAUUCUCUCAUUUUAAAUAUUUAA